This is a messenger RNA of Cantharellus anzutake, 2098 nucleotides long. Its product is annotated as kinase-like domain-containing protein. The coding region runs from base 219 to 1934 and encodes 571 amino acids. Gene Ontology annotation, biological process: protein phosphorylation. The transcript is spliced from 10 exons. Lineage: Eukaryota; Fungi; Basidiomycota; Agaricomycetes; Cantharellales; Hydnaceae. The record is from RefSeq and is a predicted model, not a curated record. Gene Ontology annotation, molecular function: ATP binding; protein kinase activity.
CGCUCUGAGGAAGGCGCGCCAGCAAUGGGCUUUUGUUCCACCCAAUUGAAUCAGCAUAGCCAUGAGGGUAGGCGCGGAGGAUCAGCCCAAUAUCAUCUAUUUCAAGAGGCAGCCGAACAAACCCUAAGAGCGUUCUCUUAAAUCCCCCAUCCCUUCCGAUUGUUAAUCCAGCACCCAUCUCCUUGUGAUAUCACCAUGGCCGCUGAAUUACGCUUGGGAUGGCGGGUGCAUCGCUCUUUGAAGCGGUCAAGACUAUCUGGGAACUGACAGAGGAUAUCAAAGCGAACAAGCAAUCUGCGAUCAAAUUAGCGUUGCAAUGCCAAAGUUGCCAGACGGAACUCGUUAAGAUUUUCAACGAUGCGGAAAUGAGCGGUCUGAAGCCGCACGAUCCAAUGUACACAGUCGUUAAAACUUAUACCCUAAAUUUCCGGAGCCAGCUGGAAAGUAUCAAGAGCCAAAUGAGAGACUGGACGCGGAUGGACCUUUGGGACCGUUUGCUCAAGAAGGACACAAUGCUGAAGUCCAUCAUUGAACACCACAGACAUAUUGGAGAAAUGUGGAGGGCUUUCCAGACGGCUCUUCAAAUGCAGGGCCUUGCGGCAACCGUCAAAGUCUCUGAUGCUCAAACCACCGUUGUAGAACGUGUAGAUCUCUGGCGACGGGAACUUGCAGAGGCGCAACAAGCCGACAAGUAUCAAUACCGGGAGUUCCUCAACAACACAACACGGACCAUUAAUAAGAUGGCGACUGUGCAUGCUCAGCAAGAAGUCCAGUUCGAGAACUUGGGCGAAACCGUCCGAGAGCUUGCUGACUUGGUGCAGCAAUUCAGAUUGCAAAACUCAUCCAGCACUCAGCUGUCUGAGUCAGACCCUGAAGCCGAUCCUGACAUUAAGGAGGCUCGUGGAAGAUUGAUUCGGGCGCUUGAAGAAUACAAAGGGGAACAUCCCCCCACGGGAAUCGACCCAUCGGAACUGACUGUUCCUGUGGAGGUGCACAGGGGCGACCAUGCGACUAUCUACAAAGGAGUCAGAGCUGGAGAUGCAGUUGCGAUUAAAAAAGUCAACAUAAUGGACAGCGAUAUGGUUGCGCAGGUCUACCGGCGCAUCAACAGAGAGAGCAAAAUAUGGCAAAAACUCAAUCAUCCUAAUAUCGUCACUUUCUUAGGCUGCAGUGGGCCUAAAAACGAGUUUCCUUUUAUGAUUAGCGAAUGGAUGCCGAAGGGAAACGCCAGGCUCUACGCUCGCAAACAUAGAGAACGAAAGAAGAAUGGAACAGGACAAGAUGCCGAUUGUGUAAAAAUAGUGAGUGAUUCAAGUGUGAUUUCGUUUGCCCGCUCUGAUGUGUGGCGUGAUCUCACUACUAAAGUGGUAUGUGUCCGAGUUGUCGAGCAGGGUGACUUUGGUCUUGAUGUUCGCUGUAGUCUUGAUGUUGCCGAGGGAUUGGUUUAUCUUCAUUCUCAGGGGAUCAUCCACGGAGGGCUCAAAGCCAGCAACAUCCUCAUCGAUACAGACCACAAAGCUCGCAUCACAGAUUUCGCCUUGGCAUCAAUCGCAGCUGAGGUCCAGACAGGCAGCCGGCCACCUCCUAUGAGAUGGUCCGCUCCCGAAGUGUUGGAAGGCGAGCUUAAGGAACCAGGCGCAGAUAUCUACUCAUUCGCAUGUACCAUCCUGGAGAUAAUAACGGAUGCUGACCCAUUCCAGCGUCAUACGCAUUUGUAUCGCCUCCAUCGUCUCAUCCGUGAGGGUCUUCGACCUGAUUUUCCGGAGUCCCCAGUGGCUUGGGACAGGGGCUUGACAAACGCUUCGUGUCCACUUUGGCUCCUGAUGCAAGCAUGCUGGGCGCCGAGAGCCAAUACAAGGCCAGAUGCUGGUGAAGUGCGGGACAGGAUGAGAGACAUUUGGCAAUCGAGAGGUGGCCAACCAUACUGGAAAUAACUAUGGGGACGAAGACUCUAAAGCCACUUGCUGGUCUACAACAAAUUCUGUGUUAGUAGGUUGCUGUGUAUUGCGACGGUUGAUUCCUGCAUGCCAAAAUCUACGGACGUUCUGACUGUAGUCUCAAUGAAUGCCAUCAAAAUCAAAAAAAAAAGAAAUACGGC